CUAUAAUACCGUCACUGGAAAGAUCGAGAAGGAAAAUUAAUUAUUGGAAAAGAAAAAAAGGGGGAUAAUAUCAUUCUUGAGUUCAAACUCCACCUCAUCAUCCGGAAAAAUCUAACAUUUUAUGUAAAAUAUUAAUAUGAACGUUAAUUAAAAAUAGCAAUUAGAUUUUACUAGUUCUUCGGGAGGAAAGAAAAAAACAACCUGUUGCAAGAUGUAAUUACAGUUUAGUAAAAUAAUAUCAAGGCAAAACUGGGUUACCUAGGCAACUAAAUCAUCACGUGAUCGUUCCACUGCAGCUUCAGUAGUGAAGUUACCUCUAGUACUCCUAUAGUAGUAUCGAAUAUAUAUACCAUGAUAAGCGAACUUGUAGUUUGACGACUUCGAAUGGGCAUACGAAUAUCAUCUAUCUACAGACAGACGGUUGUUGAAGGAACUGGUAAACUAGACGUAGGUGAAUUCGAAUUGCAGCUGUUUGAUUCUCGCUACAUGUUAAAGAAAACAGUUGAAAAAAGAAGGUGGAAUGGCUGGAUUAAGCCGUCAUGUAUUCCCAUAUCAAUCAUCUUUAUUUUGAUCGUUCUAGUUGUUUUAUUACCGCUACUCGAACAGAAACAUGAUAACAAGGAUAAUGCGGUCGCUCCUGUUGAUAAUUGCACAGAUACCUGCUGGGCAAGUAUAGUGGAAAGCAUUCCUGAAAAUCUAACUUAUCCUGCAGGAUCUCCACAGCAUUUGUCAACUUAUGAAGGAUGGAUGAAUUUAAUUGGUAUGGCACAGAAUACUAUUGAUAUUGCUUCUUUUUAUUGGACUUUAAGGGGAAAUGAUGUUAUACAAGAUCCCUCUGACUGGCAGGGUGAAAUGAUAUUUAAAGAAUUACUUCAAGCUGGGACUGAACGGAAAAUUAAUAUAAAUAUAGCACAAAAUAUUCCAUCAAAAAGUUAUUCUGACAAUGAUACUAAAGAAUUAGAAGCAAAAGGUGCUGCUACUGUAAGAAAUCUCAAUUUUACAAAACUUCUUGGAAGUGGAAUCCUUCACACUAAAUUUUGGAUAAUAGAUAAUCAACAUUUCUAUAUUGGAAGUGCAAAUAUGGAUUGGAGAGCUCUAACUCAGGUAAAAGAGUUGGGUAUUAUUAUGUAUAACUGUAGCUGUUUAGCUAAAGAUCUAAAGAAGAUAUUCGAUGCCUAUUGGUUAUUAGGGAAAACGGAAAAAAUUCCACUUCAUUGGCCUGCCAAAUUUGAAACUUCUUUCAAUAAAUAUCAUCCAGCUUUAUUAAAUAUAAAUGAUUCAUAUACAAAUGUAUAUCUCUCUAGUUCACCCAUUGAAUUUUGUCCCAAAAGUAGAACAACAGAUCUUUCAAGCAUACUUGAUAUAAUUUAUAAGGCUGAGAAAUUCAUUUAUAUUUCUGUUAUGGAUUAUUUUCCUGCACUUAUCUAUUCAAAACAUUUAAGAUACUGGGCCACAAUAGAUGAUGCAUUAAAGGAAGCAGCAAUCAAUCGAAGAGUGAAUGUGAAAUUGCUUAUAAGUCACUGGAAUCAUACUCGUCCAGUGAUGCUUUCAUUUUUAAAGUCACUUCAGAUUCUAAACAGCAAAGAAAUUCCCAUUGAAGUGAAAUUGUUUGUUGUGCCAAGUUUUACUCCAUCGCAGUCUAAAAUUCCAUUUGCCAGAGUAAAUCAUAAUAAAUAUAUGGUAACAGAAAAAACUGGUUAUAUAGGUACAUCGAAUUGGUCAGAAGAUUAUUUCAAAUCAACAGCAGGUGUUGGAUUCAUUGCUGAUAAUGUAAAUAGUUCAUAUGCUUCACCUAUUCAGCAACAACUUGAAUCUAUAUUUGACAGAGACUGGUUUUCUGAAUAUGCUCAUUCUCUCGCAGAUUUUGAUGAUUUUAGAUGAUUCUUGUUUUGAUUGAUGAAUUAGGUGAUUUUAUUAAAGUAUAUAUAUAUAU
This is a messenger RNA of Centruroides sculpturatus (bark scorpion), 1933 nucleotides long. Its product is annotated as phospholipase D3-like. Gene Ontology annotation, molecular function: catalytic activity. The record is from RefSeq and is a predicted model, not a curated record. The coding region runs from base 385 to 1881 and encodes 498 amino acids. The transcript has 11 exons. Lineage: Eukaryota; Metazoa; Arthropoda; Arachnida; Scorpiones; Buthidae.